Molecule: messenger RNA, 2203 nt
Organism: Eucalyptus grandis
Lineage: Eukaryota; Viridiplantae; Streptophyta; Magnoliopsida; Myrtales; Myrtaceae
Product: laccase-14
Exons: 7
Coding region: 52-2025 (657 amino acids)
Biological process (GO): lignin catabolic process
Cellular component (GO): apoplast
Molecular function (GO): copper ion binding; hydroquinone:oxygen oxidoreductase activity
Source: RefSeq, a predicted model, not a curated record
GAGGGACGCUGGAAGUAGGAGGAGGAAGCAGCCGCCUCACCUGGCUUUGAAAUGGAGAUCGCACCACCACCUCCUCCUCAACCUCGACCUCGACCUCCCUUUAUUUACAUCAACAUACCCCCGAACCGGAUAGCAUCGUACCAACAUAGAGGCCUCGCCCCCAGCAUUGUCGCCGCCCGACACUCCCAUUCCCUGGUCCCCACGGCCAAAAUACGAGAGAGAGAUCCGAUGAAGAUGGAGGGUGGCCGCACUCCCACCGCCUCGGCUCUGCUCUCUCUCCUAGUCGCGGCUGCCUUCCUCCUCGGCGCCGCCCAUGGCAAAGUCCACUACUAUGAUUUCGUCCUGAGAGAGAAGAACUACACGAGGCUGUGCAGCACGAAGAGCAUGCUGGUGGUGAACGACAGCUUCCCAGGGCCCGUGAUUCGAGUCCAGAAAGGGGACACGGUGUUCGUGAACGUGCACAACCAGGGCGAUUACGGAAUCACCAUCCAUUGGCAUGGCGUGAAGCAACCGAGAAAUCCAUGGUCGGAUGGCCCAGAGUACAUCACCCAGUGUCCAAUUUUGCCCGGGACUAACUUCACGUACGAGGUCAUAUUCUCGAAAGAAGAAGGGACUCUCUGGUGGCACGCGCACAGUGAUUGGACCCGAUCGAGCGUUCACGGAGCCAUAGUGAUCCAUCCGGGCGAGGGAACCUCCUAUCCCUAUCCAACACCCGACGACGAAGAGGUCAUUGUUCUCGGAUCAUGGUACGAGGCCGAUGUUAACCAAGAAGUCGCCGAGGACCUGGUAACCGGCGCAGACACUCCUCGUUCCAUUUCUUAUGUGAUCAACGGUCAGCCCGGCGAUUUUGCCAAUUGCUCAAGAAAUUCGACGUACCGCAGGGUGGUCGAUUAUGGCAAGACCUACCUCGUCCGCAUCGUGAAUGCAGACAUGAACGCGGAGCUCUUCCUGGCAAUUGCGGAGCACAACAUGACUGUGGUCGGAAUGGACGGCAACUAUGUCAAGCCCGUGACAGUGGACUUCAUCAUGAUAAGCCCCGGGCAGACCAUGGACGUGCUGGUCACGAUGAACCAGACCCCGGGCCACUAUUACAUCGCCAUCAGACAGUAUGACUCGGCCAGGCCGGACGUCACAGACUACGACAAAACCAACGCCACCGCCAUCUUCAUGUACAGUGGCAACUACACCACGCCGGCCAGUCCGGUCUUCCCUCAUAGCUUGCCGACAUACGAGGACUUCAUCGCGGCAGACACGUUUCUGGGGAAGCUAAGGAGCCUGGCCAGCGCCGAGCACCCGGUAGACGUGCCAAUGAACGUAACCAAGAAAAUGUACAUCUCGGUCGAGAUGAAUCAGAUCCUCUGCCCGAACGAAUCAUGCGAAGGGAUUAAUGGGAAUCGGCUCUCGUCAAGCUUGAACAACAUUAGUUUUGUGAACCCCUCGACUGAUGUACUUCUUGCCUACUACAGGAACUUGAGCGGAUACUACACCCCGGAUUUCCCCAAUUGGCCGCCUACUAUGUUCAACUUCACGGCAUCAGAUCUGCCAUUCAACACGACGGUACCGAUACAGGCGACGAAGGUGAUGGUGCUGGAGUACGAUGAGGAAGUGGAGAUAACAUUCCAAGGGACCGAGGUGCUGAACGCCUCGGAGAACCAUCCGAUGCACGUCCAUGGGUACAGCUUCUACGUCAUGGGGUCGGGCUACGGGAACUUCGACAACGAAACCGACCCGUUGACGUAUAACUACGUCGACCCGUUGGAAGUGACCACAAUCGGGGUGCCCAAGAACGGAUGGGUAACCAUCAGAUUCAAAGCAAACAACCCCGGAGUAUGGUUUUGGCAUUGCCAUCUGGACCGGCACCUCAGUUGGGGCAUGAGCACAGCGAUGAUAGUGAAGAACGGCGGGACUCCAGAGACGAGCCUCCGGAGCCCUCCGCCUAAUAUGCCGCCUUGCCAAGCCUCUUUCGUGACGUAUCUGGAGCCAUUCGACGACCAAACGGAUCAAAUAAAACUCUUCUCCAAUUGAAUUUUGUACCCUCGCCCUCCGCCGCGUGAUAUAGUUGCAUAGGAGAUAUAUCCAUAUGUGAGUAAUUACGAAAAUCUACCUGAAGCCUAGCCACAUGGAGUGUCCAUCCGUAUGCGAUAGCCGGUGACCAGUCUAUACUAUUUGUUGUGCUAAGAAUGAGUAUGCAGUAAGUUCUUAA